This is a messenger RNA of Hemiscyllium ocellatum (epaulette shark), 5704 nucleotides long. Its product is annotated as carotenoid-cleaving dioxygenase, mitochondrial-like. NCBI's taxonomy places the organism in Eukaryota, Metazoa, Chordata, Chondrichthyes, Orectolobiformes, Hemiscylliidae. Gene Ontology annotation, biological process: retinal metabolic process; carotene catabolic process. Bases 149 to 1891 code for a protein of 580 amino acids. The record is from RefSeq and is a predicted model, not a curated record. The transcript has 12 exons. Gene Ontology annotation, cellular component: mitochondrion. Gene Ontology annotation, molecular function: carotenoid dioxygenase activity; beta-carotene 15,15'-dioxygenase activity.
UUUGACAUUUUUGCUGUCAUUGCAUAAGCUUCUGACUCUGGUCACAGUCUUACAGCAAGCAGCCUAAAACCCUAUUUGCAUCAAAAUCUGACAGAAAUAAAUUAUUGAGAACAUUGACUUGGUUGUCGGGAAAAGAAGGAAUUGACGGAUGGAUAUUCUACUUGGCAUGGGGAAAAUAUUCCUACAGUUUUUCUGGAUUAUAAUGGAGGACUUUAUGAAUGUUAUUUCCACGGCAUGGAGGGAUUUGCCAGGCCUGAGGCAGCUCUUUCCAAAUCCAAAGAAGGAGCCAAUAUACUACAGCAGGAAAAAGGGGCGAGAGAGUGUAGCAUCUCUGUUUAUGACUGUGGAAGAAACCCCUGAACCCAUUCCAGUGAAAGUCAAAGGGGAAAUUCCGAAAUGGUUAAGAGGAAAGCUGCUGAGAAAUGGGCCUGGAAAAUUUGAAUUUGGAAAUGACAUGUACAAUCAUUGGUUUGAUGGUAUGGCAUUGAUGCAUCAGUUCAGAAUUGAAGAUGGCAAUGUAACCUACAUGAGCAAGUUUCUUCGCAGUGAAACCUAUCAGACCAACAGUGCAAACAACCGAAUCAUGGUUUCUGAGUUUGGAACUUUAGCAAUGCCCGACCCUUGCAAAAACAUUUUUGCAAGAUUCAUGAGUAAAUUUGAAAUGCCAAAAGCAAGUGAUAAUGGCAACGUGAACUUUGCACGCUACAAAGGAGAUUACUAUGCAACCACUGAAACUAAUUUUAUUCAUAAAGUGGAUGUCAAUACCCUUGACACCAUAGAAAAGGUAGAUUGGACCAAAUUUGUUGCAGUCAAUGGAGCAACAGCCCAUCCUCAUUACGAUCCUGAUGGGACAACCUACAAUAUGGGCAAUUCAUAUGGAAAAAAUGGCAUGGCCUAUAACAUCAUUGCAGUUCCUCAGCAGAAGUCAGAUGAUGAGGAGACACUCGAAGACGCCAGAGUUGUUUGUCAAAUAACACCAGUCGACAACAUGAAGCCUUCUUACUACCACAGCUUUGGAAUAUCUGAGAACUAUGUUGUCUUUGUCGAACAACCUCUGAAAAUAAAUGUAUUGAAAAUUCUUACAUCCAAGUUCAGGGGUGAAAGUUUAAGCUGUGCAUUUAACUGGGAGCCAGAACUCAACACUGUCAUCCAUGUAGCUAAUAAACACUCAGGAGAGAUUGUUCCCUUCAAGUAUUACAGCAAAGCCUUCAGUACAUUCCAUCAUAUUAAUGCAUUUGAAGAUGAUGGCUUUAUUGUUCUUGAUCUCUGCGGCCUUGAUAAUGGCGAUAUUAUGAAUAAAAUCAACCUGCAAAAUUUACGUCAGUCUGGAGAAGCAUUGGAUGAGGUCUACAAUACUUUACCAAAAAGCUUACCACGCAGAUUUGUCUUGCCUUUGAAUAUCAACUCCAACACACCUAUAAAUCAGAACCUCAACACUUUGACAUACAGCAAUGCAGUUGUAUUCAGAACGGCUGACGGAAAGAUUUGGUGUGAGUUUGAGGACCUCCAUGAUGACGAUUUAUUGGAUGAAGGUGGAUUGGAAUUUCCGCAAAUUAACUACGCAAAGUAUAACAUGAAGAAAUACAAAUUUUUGUAUGGAUGUGGAAUAAACAAUAUCAUGGUAGAUUCUCUUAUAAAGAUGGAUGUGGAAACAAAACAAUUUAAGAUAUGGAAAGAAAAAGGGUACUAUCCCUCAGAGCCAGUCUUUGUGCCAUCUCCCGACAGUGCCAAUGAGGAUGAUGGAAUUAUCUUAUCUGUAGUUGUUUCGCCAAAUCAGAACAAGAGCAGCUUGCUGCUUAUCCUUGAUGCCAGGACCUUCACUGAAAUAGGAAGAGCAGAAGUAGCUGUCCGUAUACCAUCUGGAUUUCAUGGUGUUUUUGCAGCAAAGUAGACCUUACUUCCACAAGUUGUACAACUGGGUCCCAGCACCUCAGAAACUCCAAAAACAUUUAAAUGCAUGCUUUUGUUAUAAAAUGAUUUUAACAUUGAAUAAACACUAAUGAUUUAAUUCACUAAUUUAGUGCAAUAGAUCUCACUUAGUAACAACCCAGUAAGCUCAACGUUAUGCUAAAUAGCCAAAGCAUUAUAGCUUUCUGUAAAUUAAGGCCUUAAAAUCACAUUUAAUGUCCAGUUUUAACUAUUUUUGACUUCCUAUUGCUGAUGCACGGGUGUGAUGUUUAAAAAAAAUGUUUGCUGUUAGAACGCUGCUUUACAAAAGAGGCAAAAAAAAAUCUUUCUCAGAAGACUGAUAAAAUCAUCAGUUACUCUCAAUAGCCAAUCUCUGUAAUAGAGAAUAGGUUACGCAUGAGCAUGGCCCAUCAGUGAGUCAAUCUAUGGAAUGCACCUCCUAGAUAAAUGGUGGAAGGUCUCAGUACUAAUUUUAUCAGAACUAAAUUAAGCUGAUUUCCUUCACAAGUAAUAUUUUGCAUUCCAUUCUGUGAGAUGGGGUAUGUGGUAAAUGUAACAUUCUUGGCAUAAACAGAUGGCUUUGGAGCAAUGUUUCUGAAGCUUACAACCACUCGGACAUUUCUUGUCUCAUUUCACGGUCUGUUUUAGACUAAUUGGUAGCGAUUGAUUAUGUGGUCAGUCAUAAUAUCAUUCAUAAAAUCAGAAUGGAAGAGGCCCUUCGGCCCAUUGAAUCUGUAUCACCAAAAAUACACUACUGUUUAUACCAGUCCCACUUUUCUGCCUUAGUCCUAUAGUUUUGAAUGUAAUGACACUAAGUGUUCAUCCACUAAUUUUUUAAUGUUAUGAGGUUUCCCACCUCAACUACCCUCCCAUGCAGUACAUUCCUGACCCCGCCACCUACUGGGUGAAAAACACUUUCCUCAAAUCCCAUGUAAACCUCCUAUUCUAUUCAUUUUAAAAUCAUGAUGGAAAAGGGUAGACCAGAUCUAAAAGUUGAAGUUCUAAAUUGGAGAAAGGCCAAUUUUCACGGUAUUAGGCAAGAACUUUUGAAAGCUGAUUGGAGGCAGAUGUUCGCAGGUAAAGGGACAGCUGGAAAAUGGGAAGCUUCAGAAAUGAGAUAACAAGAUACCAGAGAAAGUAUAUUCCUGUCAGGGUGAAAGGGAAGGCUGGUAGGUAUAGGGAAUGCUGGAUGACUAAAGAAAUUGAGGGUUUGGUUAAGAAAAAGAAGGAAGCAUAUGUCAGGUAUAGACAGGAGAAAUCGAGGGAAUCCUUAGAAGAGUAUAAAGGAAGUAGGAGUAUACUUAAGAGGGAAAUCAUGAGGGCAAAACGGGGACGUGAGAUAGUUUUGGCAAAUAGAAUUAAGGAUAAUCCAAAGUGUUUUUACAAAUAUAUUAAGGACAGAAGGGUAACUAGGGAGAGAAUAGGGCCCCUCAAAGAUCAGCAAGGGUGGUGGUGGAGGGUUGUUUUUCAGACUGGAGGCCUGUGACCAGUGGAGUGCCACAAGGAUCGGUGCUGGGUCCUCUACUUUUUGUCAUUUACAUAAAUGAUUUGGAUGCAAGCAUAAGAGGUACAGUUAGUAAGUUUGCAGAUGGAGGUGUAGUGGACAGCGAAGAGGGUUACCUCAGAUUACAACAGGAUCUGGACCAGGUGGGCCAAUGGCCACUGAGAAGUGGCAGAUGGAGUUUAAUUCAGAUAAAUGCUAGGUGCUGCAUUUUAGGAGAGCAAAUCUUAGCAGGACUUAUACACUUAAUGGUAAGUUCCUAAGGAGUGUUGCUGAACAAAGAGAUCUUGGAGUGCAGGUUCAUAGCUCCUUGAAAGUGGAAUCGCAGGUAGAUGGGAUAGUGAAGAAGGCAUUUGGUAUGCUCUCCUUUAUUGGUCAGAGUAUUGAGUACAGGAGUUGGGAGGUCAUGUUGCGGCUGUACAGGACAUUGGUUAGGCCACUGUUGGAAUAUGUGUGCAAUUCUGGUCUCCUUCCUAUCAGAAAGAUGUUGUGAAACUUGAAAGGGUUCAGAAAAGAUUUACAAGGAUGUUGCCAGGGUUGGAGGAUUUGAGCUACAGGGAGAGGCUGAACAGGUUGGGGCUGUUUUCCCUGGAGUGUCGGAGGCUGAGGGGUGACCUUACAGAGGUUUACAAAAUUAUGAGGGGCAUGGAUAGGGUGAAUUGACAAAGUCUUUUCCCUGGGUGAGGGAGUCCAGAAUUAGAGAGCAUAAGUUUAGGGUGAGAGGGGAAAGAUAUAAAAGAGACCUAAGUGGCAACUUUUUCACACAGAGGGUGGUACAUGUAUGGAAUGAGCUGCCAGAGGAUGUGGUGGAGGCUGGUACAAUUGCAACAUAUUUGGAUGGGUAUAUGAAUAGGAAGGGUUUGGAGGGAUACGGGCCGGGUGCUGGCAUGUGGGACUAGAUUGGGUUGGGAUGUCUGGUCGGCAUGGACAGGUUGGACCGAAGGGUCUGUUUCCAAGCUGUACAUCUCUAUAACUCUAUGACUCUACUUUUCAUUUUAUAAAGGUGGCCCCUUGUUCUUGAUUCCUCGACUAAGGGGAACAGUUGUUUUCUAUUCAUCCUGUCUCUGUCAGUCAUUAUCUUAUACACCUCUCUCUUCUAUGCUCCAAAGAAAACAAUCUGACUGUAUAAAGCCUCUUUCCACUACUGAAAUGCUCUAACCCAGGCAACAUCCUGGUGAAUCUCCUCUGCACUCUCCCCAGUACAAUCGCAUCCUUCCUAUAGUGUGGUGACCAGAACUGCACACAGUACUCCAGUUAUGGCCUAACCAAUGUCCUGUACAACUCCAACAUGACCUCCCUGCUCUUAGAAUCUGUGCCUUGACUGAUAAAAACAAGUGCCCCAUUUGCCUUCUUCAGUACCCUAAUAGCCUGUGCAGCCACAUUUAAGGGUCUGUGAAUGAAGACUCUAACAUCCUUCUGCUCCUCUGAGCUUCCUCGUCAACGAAUCAGUCAGUGGUAAAUCAUGUGACUGCGGCAGAGGGUAGAAGAUGAUCAAGAUGGACUUGGCCUCUUUUCAUCCAGGAACCCUUCUCUUAUAAUGAUAGAAAAGAAAAACUGAUAAAAAGAGCCUAUUUCUAUUGCUUGGGAAGACUAGGAAUGUGGAGAAUAGACUAAUAAUUAAAGCAAGUUGAAUGAUGAGUAAACUUGAACGUUCUAUAUCGCUAAGAGUGAUAAAGGAUUAGAAUUUUUUCUGUAAGUAGUAGUUGAUGGUAGGUCUGUUGUUAAUUUUAAAAUCUGAGCUUGUUCAGCUUUUGCUAACAUUCUUAGGGUGAAUCGGGAACGAUAGUUAUAUGGAGCUAGAUUGCAGAUUAGCCAUGGUUUAAUUGAAUGGUGUAACAUGGCUUCCUUUUGUUUCUGCAUUUCAGAAAUUCCCCCCUAGCUAGCUCAGUUUAUAACUGCACAUCCCAGUAUUGAACUGAACCAGACAGAAACAUUUCCAUUAUUCUGUUUGUCAAAUCUGUUGAUCUAAACAGCAAGAGGAACUAUACCAUAAAGUAAAAGAGAAAAAUUUCUGGAUGUUUGUAAACCUAAUCAUUUUCUUGUGACAUCUGAUGAAAAUUUGAAUAUGGAUGCAAUUCAGGGAGUCAGAAGAAAUGCAUUUUUUAUCUAACUCAUGAUGUACUUGAACUGUUUGUAUUUGGAACUGACAUCAGUAAACAUUCAUUUUCCAGAGUUAAUGCACUUUGCAUACACAAAAUUUAAAAAUUCCAAUGUGCCAAAGCUUUAAUAUAUUCAUUAAAAAUGUUUGUGAAGAAACAAAUGAAUUUUUACAGAACUGUAAUUUCUUUUCAAAUA